Molecule: messenger RNA, 2826 nt
Organism: Aspergillus calidoustus
Lineage: Eukaryota; Fungi; Ascomycota; Eurotiomycetes; Eurotiales; Aspergillaceae
Source: the annotation of a GenBank genome assembly
AUGCCUGACCACCGUGAAUCGGAAUGGGCCAAUUCAUUGGCUUCUGGCCCAACACUCUCGUUUCUUCCACAAGUUCCACCGUCGUCAAGCGCCUUUCGAACCGAGGGUUCACAAGGCGAAGGCUCGAAUAGCCAAUGCACAGGAAAUCCUGAAUAUGCUGCCAUAGAAUGGUUAGCAGCGCUGAAAAAGGAGCUGCGCGUUUUGGAUCUGGAGGCUUUUUGGUGCAAGCUCCUGGAGAACACCGCCUCGCUGUGUAAUGCACAGUAUGCCUUCGUGGCUCGAAGGGUUAGAGAGGACGAAGCCGCUAAAGAGAUCGGUGGACACAAGCCUUCUCUCUUCGGAACCGCAUUUUAUUACAAUGAUGGUUCUAAUAAUGUCGGAAUCCAUCGGAACAGAUAUUUCGCUGGCGGAAAUCCACUCUUACAUAUGGACUCCAUGAAGCCAUGUUUAAUCGUCGAAAACCUGAGCUCGUAUAUCUCUUUUGAUAAAGACAGAUUGCCAUUUUCGGCGGAGGGUUACCUGGCUAUCCCGUUAUUCUCAGGCGAUGAAUGCCUCGCGUAUCUUGGCUUAAUGUGGUCAGGUCCAGGACUACAGAAAAAGAAGCUUUCAUGGUCUUUCUUGGAAACAGUUCUCUAUUCUCUGGAAGAACUAGUCGUCCAGCGAAUUCAUGAGGAUCGCAAGACUACAGAUCAGGAUCGACACAACCAAGAAGCGUCUCCCAACGGUCCAAGCACCUGCGAUGAAAAAUCCACAUAUUCGCACCAAGCUGCCGGCUUCGCUUCCCAACACCUGAAGCCUUUUGCCCGCAGCCUCUCGCAUGAGCUCCGAACGCCAAUGCAGGGAAUUGUUGGGAUGUUGGAUGUGAUGCAUGCCACUGUGCGUGAAGCACUUGUCGGAAAACCCUCCGCGAAAACUGCUUACGUUUUCCAAUCACUCAAGGAAAGCAUCGAGAUGGUUCAAGAUAGUGCAAGGCGGGCAGUUGAAGCGGCCGACAAUGUCGUCCAUGCAUACGACCUCAAUAUGGAAGUGCCCAAAACUCCUCAAAUGGAGCGUGAUAUCAAUCUCUCCAGCUUCAUCUCGUCCCCGGUGACGGCGCCCGAAAUUAGGCCCAAAGUUUUCAUUGAAGGGAGCAAUAUCGCAGUUAACCCCUACAAGCGCCGAAGGAGCAACCCAGCAGAGGGCUUUGGCACGAGUCCAAGGCAGAAAAUCCCUCGCGUAUCGUCGCCGGAAGAGCUCUCCCCUCGUACCGAGGAGGUCAAAAACGCAGUCCAUGAAAGCGACAAGAUCUUUAAUAGCGAGACCCCGGCUCAUCAGAUUGAAGCAGUGAUGGCGAGCAUGGUUGAUCCUCGUCCGUCCUUGGCCGUGCGAAGGUCAGCGCCCAAUCUCCUCUUAGAAGGCAUCAAUGUGAACAUCAAGGGUCCGGCGUUGCGAUUCACCAAGCUCCGCGAUCUUCUCCGGCUGGUGGUCAACGAGUCUCUCCAUGUCGGUGGUAGGCCCGACUUUGUGGUCAGCGGCGCCACUGAAGUGGGCGAGAAGAUCGAAGUUCGGUCGCGGUUGUCCAAUGGAGAAGUCCACUCCAAAACCAUUGAAUGGUCCGUGGAUAAUGAAGUACCGGACGCUCUUCUCGUGGAUGAUCGGGAUCUGGCCAAGCUGAUAUCAUGCGUGUUUCUGAAUGCUGUCAAGUUCACAAACAGUGGCUUGAUUACUCUCAAAGCCACCCUCAAUAGUAGGGCCCACGAUAUUUUGAUCAAUGUCCACGACACAGGACCUGGUAUCCCCAUGGCCUUCUUACCUAACCUAUUCAAGCCUUUUGCCAGGGAAGAUACAUCCCUUACCCGAAGCAAAGAUGGUUUAGGACUCGGACUCUUGGUGGCGAAGGGUCUCGCUAGGAAGAUGGGCGGAGACCUUGUCUGUGUUCGAUCAUCAACCUCAGGAUUUGACCGCGGCUCCGAAUUUGAAAUAAGGGUUCCUGUCAACGAACCUGAAACUGCUGCUACGAUUGCCCCUUCCUCACAGUUGUUGACCCCUAUCAACAUGAAAGACCCAUCAAGACUCAGCAGCGCCAGCAGCACCACACCAGAUUUUACUGUGUUAUCACCAUUAGUACCACCCUCACAUACCCCGUUGCAAGAACCGACUCCCGCUCUCACGGACGAGUCCUCUUCCCGCACACCCACUCCUGCUCGAUCCGUCUCGAACACAAAACCUACAAGAGCAUCUCUUAGCAAUCAAGCCUACGACGGUAAGCUAGGAGAGAAGUACCCUCUUACUUUCCUGGUGGCCGAAGACAACAAGAUUAACCGGCGGGUUCUGGUUCACAUGUUGAAGAGAUUGGGCUACCAAGAAAUAUAUGAGGCCGGCAACGGAAAAGAAGCUGUCCGGAUGAUGCAGAAUAUACUCGAGUCGCAGUUAGCUGAGCUUGGGGCGAGCAAUCCACCGAAGCCCUUACAGCAGCAUGCCGGGUCUGACGAUUUUCUCGUCCCCGAGCCACCCCUCCGCCAGAAGAAAGCGAAACCGGUAGACGUGAUCUUGAUGGAUCUUUGGAUGCCGGAAAUGGACGGAUAUGAAGCCACUUCCGAGAUUUUCAAGCUCGUCAAUAAUCACCGUGAGCUGCGUUUGUCAUGUUCCGUGGGCUGUGCCCCUUCGCAACCUACUGUUCUCGCCGUUAGCGCCGACGUCACGGACGAGUCGCUAAGUCGAGCCUCGAAAGUCGGCAUGAAGGGCUACAUGACAAAACCAUAUAGAUUGACUGAUUUGGAACGCCUGAUUGAAGGUUUCUGCAGCGAUACUGCAAGGCAAACCAAUGAUUCAACGAACGCAUCAUGA